Messenger RNA from Darwinula stevensoni, 873 nucleotides. Lineage: Eukaryota; Metazoa; Arthropoda; Ostracoda; Podocopida; Darwinulidae. The record is from the annotation of a GenBank genome assembly.
AUGGUGUCGCGGCAAAAGUGGACGGAGGCAGAAAACCUCCAACUGGAAGAAGAGAAGGAGCAUCCGAUGGAGGUUCGGUGCCCGAAAUCGGGAGAACGGAAGGAGGUUCACGACGAUGACGAUUCGCAUGACGGCACCGUCGACGAAAUGGGAAGCGAGAGAGAAAACACCUGCAUCGAGACGACCGACGAAAGAAGGGAGCCGCAGGAGGAAGAGUCCCGGACGAACGAAAACGGUUUUUGUUCGGUUCCUUCGGUCGGCAGUCGCACGAGAGAGCAGAAGGGUCUGAGGCUCACGGGAGAGGAGGAGAAAGAUGAGGGUGACGGCGACGAGGAUCGUCGAGAUCAUCUCGCGGAAGAAAAUGAAAACCCGAUGAGGAAACAUCCAGAAACGGAGACGGAGCCAAAGGAUCCUGCAAUAUCAGUUCUCGGGGAGAGACGAGGAAAGCCGGAGAAGGAGGUGGCGACACUCGGGCGGGCCGAUUUACAAUUCAAACAAACUUCCAAAUUUAUCCAGGAAGCUGGAAUCGCUUCCGUGUCCAAAUGCAUCAUCCUCGAGCCCAUCGAUCGAGGAAGAGCGCAGGUGGAAAAGACCCGAACCAUCAUCCACCCACUCCUUCGACUCCGACGCGACGCCCGAAUCGCAGGAAUCCUCGUCUCGUCCUCCUCUCGCAUCGCCCCGGCCCGUCGAGGGCACUCGGACCGAUUUCCAGAGUGCAACGUCGGGACGCGGUCCAGACGUCAUCUGCAUAUCGUCUUCCGAAGAAGAAGACCUCGAGAACCGCGUCCCGGUCCGGUCGACGACCUUCGAGACUGCGUCUUCCGAGAACGAGGUCGACGAGAUCGUCCAAUUUUCGAGAAUCGAAUCGAAUAA